Molecule: messenger RNA, 376 nt
Organism: Ectocarpus sp. CCAP 1310/34
Lineage: Eukaryota; Phaeophyceae; Ectocarpales; Ectocarpaceae
Source: the annotation of a GenBank genome assembly
CCCCAACCCCGAACGUGCCACAUGCCAUGACAGAAAAAGAAAAUUCUCGAUGAGCUUGGGGACUCCCGGUACUCCCAUCACUUUCGACGAGACGCCGUACCGCGCUGCGUUCUUCGGGGUUGGCAUCCGCUUCAUCACCAAGGCAGGAAAGAUUACCCAGCGAGGGCUUAGCUUGAGCAUGCUGAGCAAGUCCAUGGACUUUGCGGCCAUCAACGGCGAAGUCAUGAAGGUCGUGGUGGACGACUACAGGUUGGACCGGUAAAAGUGCGUCGGCUUCAUGCUCGACGGAUGCUCCGCUAACCUGAAGGCCCUCGACACGCUGAAAAUGAACUUUCGGAUCGCUACCGGCGUGCGGUGCUUUUCCCACCUUUGCAAC